UAGACUAUCCUUUGUAGUGCUCAUUUGCCAUGUCAGCGCCUCUGAAAGUAUGCAUCGUUGGCUCUGGAAAUUGGGGCUCUGCUAUUGCAAGGAUAAUAGGCAGCAAUGCACAGACGCUCCAGCGUUUCGCCACCACUGUCAAGAUGUGGGUAUUUGAGGAGAAUGUCAACGGCAGGAAACUCACAGACAUUAUUAACACAGAACACGAGAACGUCAAAUAUCUCCCAGGCUACAAACUUCCUGAAAAUGUGGUUGCAGUGCCUGAGCUACGGGAAGCUGCAGAUGGAGCUGAUCUCUUAGUGUUUGUGGUCCCACACCAGUUCAUCCGAAAGCUAUGCGAUGAAAUGUCUGGUUGUGUCUCUAAAAAAGCGCGUGGAAUCACCCUUAUAAAGGGAAUUGAUGAGGGACCUGAAGGACUAAAACUGAUCUCUGACAUCAUAAGAGAGAAGAUGGGCAUUGAUGUCAGUGUGCUAAUGGGAGCCAACAUUGCUAAUGAGGUGGCUGCUGAAAAAUUCUGUGAAACCACCAUUGGCAGUAAAGUCCUGGAAAAUGGCCAACUCUUUAAAGAACUUCUCCAGACACCAAACUUCAGGAUAACAGUAGUGGAUGAUGCUGACACUGUGGAGCUCUGUGGAGCUCUGAAGAACAUUGUUGCUGUGGGUGCAGGGUUCUGUGAUGGCCUGCAGUGUGGAGACAACACUAAGGCAGCGGUGAUCCGACUAGGACUAAUGGAGAUGAUUGCUUUUGCCAAACUGUUUAGUAAAGACGGUUCAGUUUCCUCCAGCACCUUCCUGGAAAGCUGUGGGGUGGCUGACCUCAUCACUACCUGCUAUGGGGGGCGGAACCGACGUGUAGCUGAGGCUUUUGCCAAAACUGGAAAGAGCAUUGAGCAACUAGAGCAAGAGAUGCUGAAUGGUCAGAAGCUUCAAGGACCAUUGACCUCUGCUGAGGUGUACCACAUCCUCAAACAGAAGGGUCUAGUGGAGAAGUUCCCACUAUUCACAGCUGUUUAUCAGAUCUGUUUUGAGGGUAAACCUGUUCAAGACAUGAUCUCCUGUCUGCAGAGUCACCCAGAGCACAUGUGAGAGGUUUACACACACAGACCUCAUCACUGAGUGACUUUCUCACCACUACCACCAUUAAUGCCUCCUCUCAACCGCUGGGUGGCCCUACCUCUGACACUCCUGUUUAAUGUUCUUGUCUCACUGUGUAUACCUGGUUAAAUGGUCCAAAUUAGUCAUAGUUCUUCUCUGCGCACAAAUUCCAGGCGAGGCAUUUUUGUGGGAAGGUUAAUGUCCUGUUUACGAACGUUGUGCUACGAACGUUCAGGGGUUUGCAAGAGUAAUCUGCUUUAAUCAGUCACUCUUUAUCAUAGUUAGGUCAACAGGCGCAAGCUGUAGCUUAUCUAAAGUUAAGCUGUAAAUUAUGUUUCACUGAGCCGUAUGUUUUAGGACUUACUUCUGAUGUUACAAUGCUGCCCUCUUGUGGAUUGCCCAAAAAGCCAC
Molecule: messenger RNA, 1505 nt
Organism: Chanos chanos (milkfish)
Lineage: Eukaryota; Metazoa; Chordata; Actinopteri; Gonorynchiformes; Chanidae
Gene: gpd1l
Product: glycerol-3-phosphate dehydrogenase 1 like
Exons: 8
Coding region: 30-1085 (351 amino acids)
Biological process (GO): carbohydrate metabolic process; glycerol-3-phosphate catabolic process
Cellular component (GO): cytosol
Molecular function (GO): oxidoreductase activity, acting on the CH-OH group of donors, NAD or NADP as acceptor; NAD binding; protein homodimerization activity
Source: RefSeq, a predicted model, not a curated record